UAUGCGAAUGUGGAAUUUUAUCAGGAGAUUCGUGUCAAAUCUUUGAUUCUGAUUCAUUAGAUCAUAAAAAUUGAAUAAUAAUUAUGAAAAAAUCGUAUAAUUUACAUCUCACCGGACCGUUUCGUUUUACGAAAAUAUAAUGAUUGAAAUUUUGUAAAAUGAGAAGAGAUAGUUCCAAAGAAAUGUUUAUCGUUCGUGCAUUGGAAAAAAUCCUCAGUGAUAAAGACAUCAAAAAGUCGUAUCAUUCUCAACUGAAAAAAGUCUGCGAAGCUUCUCUCAAUGAAAUUCAGAAGGAAAUCAAGCAAGGUGGUCCAUCCGAAGAUACGUCUUCGGCACUCCCAUUACCCAAGGAUAGUUCCACCCUGAUAGUAGCCGAAAAAUAUUUUCAACCUUUCGAAUUAGCGUGUCAAAGUCGAUCACCAAAAAUUGUCAUUACAGCUUUGGAUUGUUUACAAAAAUUAAUCGCUUAUGGGCACUUGACUGGUAAUAUCAAGGAUCCGAAUGGACCUCCUGGCAAAUUACUUAUCGAUAAAAUUGUCGAAACUAUUUGCGAUUGUUUUUCUGGCCCAACGACCGAUGACGGAGUUCAACUACAAGUUAUCAAGGCUGUUUUAACCGUCAUGACGAGUCAACAUGUCGAAGUACACGAAGGAACGGUAUUGUUAGCCAUAAAAACAUGUUACAAUAUUUAUCUGGCUAGCAAAAAUCUCAUCAAUCAGACUACCGCCAGAGCCACCUUGACCCAAAUGAUAAACGUCACUUUUGCCAGGAUGGAAAGCCAAGCUGCCGAAUCCCUAAAUAGAGAUCUCCCCACGACGCCUUCUAGUAUAACAGAAGCAGACCGAAGCGAUUCAACUUCCGAUGUCGUUAGUGAAGUUUUAAACUCCAUUGUUGACGCAGUGGUUCAAAAUACCCAAAGCGAAUGCGUUUCUCCGGUCGUAGAAAACGGUUGUCCGGUUUUCAUCGCCGAUUCUCCUAGUAAUGAAAUGAAUCGAUCACAACAGGACAAUUUGCUUAUCUCCAGUGAAACCGAUGAGAAAGGAAGUGGUGCUCAGUUCGAACAUAUUUUACAGAAAGACGCUUUCUUAGUAUUUAGAGCAUUAUGUAAAUUAUCAAUGAAACCGUUACCAGAAGGAACACCCGAUCCUAAAUCACACGAAUUACGUUCGAAAAUCCUGAGUUUACAUUUACUGUUGUCAAUUUUACAAAAUCCUGGACCGGUGUUCCGUACAAAUCCGGUGUUCGUAUUGGCCAUCAAGCAUCACUUAUGCGUCGCCUUAUCCAAUAACGGAGUCUCUCCAGUACCUGAAGUUUUCGAGCUUUCGCUAGCCAUAUUUUUAGCUUUACUUUCGCAAUUCAAAGUGCAUCUCAAGAAACAAAUUGAGGUAUUUUUCAAAGAAAUAUUUCUCAACAUCUUGGAAACAACUAGCUCAUCAUUUGAACACAAAUGGAUCGUUAUUCAGGCACUAACUCGUAUCUGUGCCGAUGCUCAGAGUGUUGUAGAUAUGUAUGUAAAUUACGACUGUGAUUUAUCUGCUGCUAAUUUAUUCGAAAGAUUAGUCAACGAUUUAUCGAAAAUUGCCCAAGGUCGACAAGCCGUCGAACUGGGCGCGACUCCGAAUCAAGAGAAAUGUAUGAGGAUCAGGGGACUCGAAUGUCUAGUAUCUUUAUUGAAAUGUAUGGUAGACUGGAGUAAAGAUUUAUACGUAAAUCCGAAUUCGCAAACCAAUCUCGGAUCUGAAAGAAAUGUACGUGAAAACGAAGCCAGUGACGUAACAGUAUCGACUCCUGGAGAUAGUCUGAGAUCUUUCGGAGGCAGCGCCAGUAGCUUAAAUUCUGCCAGCUCUGGUAAUAAAGAAGCACCCGAUACGCCCCAUCAUCUGCAAGUUUUAAAACACCAAAAAGAAGUCUGGGAGAAUGGAAUACUAUUAUUCAAUCAGAAGCCCAAAAAAGGUAUUCAGUUCUUGCAGGAUCGAGAACUUCUCGGAUCUACUCCUUCUGAGGUUGCCGAAUGGCUACAUACAGAAGAACGUUUGGAUAAAACUGGUAUAGGUGAUUUUCUCGGAGAAAACGACGAAUUUAGUCGUGAAGUUAUGUACGCUUAUGUGGAUCAAAUGGAUUUCAACGGUCGCGAUCUGGUUUCGGGACUGAGAUUUUUCCUCGAAGGAUUCCGACUUCCCGGCGAAGCUCAAAAAAUUGACAGACUGAUGGAAAAAUUCGCCAGCAGAUAUUGCGAGUGUAAUCCAAACAAUGGCCUGUUCGCCAGCGCAGAUUCGGCUUACGUGUUGGCGUAUUCGAUUAUCAUGUUGACUACUGAUUUACAUUCACCUCAAGUUAAACAUAAGAUGACCAAAGAACAGUAUAUAAAGCUAAAUAGAGGCAUAUCGGAUAAUCAAGAUUUGCCCGAAGAAUAUCUGAGUCAAAUUUACGAUGAAAUCGCCGGCCACGAGAUUAAAAUAAAGGCCACCAAUAAACCCGGCAAGCAAAUUAUAUCGAAUGAAAAACGACGUAAACUAUUGUGGAAUAUGGAAAUGGAGGCGAUAUCGGCGACAGCUAAGAACCUAAUGGAGUCUGUCAGCCAUGUUCAAGCACCAUUCACAUCAGCCAAACAUUUGGAACACGUUAGACCGAUGUUUAAAAUGGCAUGGACACCAUUUUUAGCAGCAUUUAGCGUCGGAUUACAAGACUGUGAUGAUCAAGAAGUCGCCUCUCUUUGUUUAGAGGGUAUCAGAUGUGCCAUUAGAAUCGCUUGUAUAUUCCAUAUGACGUUGGAAAGAGACGCGUAUGUUCAGGCGUUAGCUCGAUUUACUCUGUUAACAGCCAAUUCGCCUAUAAUGGAGAUGAAAGCGAAGAACAUCGAAACCAUUAAAACUCUAAUAACGGUCGCUUAUACCGAUGGAAAUUACUUGGGUAGCUCGUGGUUAGACAUAGUAAAAUGUAUCUCGCAACUGGAACUAGCUCAAAUGGUGGGCACCGGAGUCAGGCCGCAAUUUUUAUCUUUAUCAAAGGCUUACCCUUCGGCUGAAACUUUAUCCCUCAAGUUGAAUAUUUCUACUCUAGAUCCCAGCGUUAAAGAAUCGAUUGGAGAAACGAGUAGUCAAAGUGUAGUGGUGGCUGUUGAUCGCAUAUUCACCGGAUCUAUCCGUUUGGAUGGUGACGCAAUCGUAGAUUUCGUGACCGCUUUGUGUCAGGUGUCUUUGGAAGAGCUCGCCAAUGCCAACCACCCGCGUAUGUUCAGUCUGCAAAAAAUAGUCGAAAUAUCGUAUUAUAAUAUGGGACGUAUUAGGCUACAGUGGUCUCGUAUAUGGCAAGUCCUCGGCGAAUAUUUCAAUAAAGUGGGAUGCAACACGAACGAAGAUAUCGCUAUUUUUUCAUUAGACUCGUUAAGACAGCUAUCAAUGAAAUUCAUCGAAAAAGGAGAAUUUUCCAACUUCAAGUUCCAGAAAGAUUUCCUCCGUCCGUUCGAACAUAUUAUGAAAAAGAAUAGGUCACCGACGAUUCGUGAUAUGGUUGUGAGAUGUAUCGCGCAGAUGGUGAAUUCGCAAGCUCGUAAUGUUCGUUCUGGUUGGAAAAACAUAUUCAGUGUGUUUCAUUUAGCGGCAUCGGAUCAAGACGAAGUCAUCGUUGAUUUAGCGUUUAAGACCACUCAGCAUAUUAUCAAUAAUUUAUACUCACAACAUUUCCAAAUCAUGAUCGAUUCGUUCCAAGACGCUGUAAAAUGUUUAUCCGAAUUCACGUGUAACGCUAGCUUCCCAGACACCAGCAUGGAAGCGAUCCGAUUAAUACGUACUUGCGCUCAAUGCGUUCACGAGAAACCUCAGCUGUUUGUCGAACAUUGCGUCGAUGACGUAUCUGUAAACGAAGAUGACAGGCCGUGGGUCCGAGGCUGGUUCCCUUUACUUUUCGAAUUAUCGUGUAUCGUAAGCCGAUGUAAAUUAGACGUACGUACCAGAGCGUUGACCGUACUGUUUGAAAUGAUCAAAAAUCACGGAGAAGCAUUCAAAACUCAUUGGUGGAAAGACUUAUUCAACAUCUUAUUUAGAAUAUUCGAUAACAUGAAGUUACCAGAAAUACAAACCGAGAAAGCGGAAUGGAUGACCACGACUUGUAAUCACGCUUUGUACGCCAUCGUCGAUGUGUUCACGCAGUAUUUCGAAAUUUUAGGACCGAUGUUGUUGAAAGAUUUGUAUAUUCAGUUGCAUUGGUGUGUUUUGCAAUGUAAUGAUCAAUUGGCUCGAUCUGGAACUAAUUGCCUGGAAAAUUUGGUCAUCUCUUGCGGACAUAAGUUCACUUAUGAAAUAUGGGAAGACACGUGCCAUUGUAUAAGAGACAUGUUCGACUGCACAAUUCCUAAUGAAUUAUUUACCAGUAAUGUGAUAUCUCCGGAAAAAGAAAAGCAAAAAGAAAAAGACAAAGAAUUAGAAAAAGAAAAAGACAGAGACGUAGAAGAAGAAACAUUGAAGAAUAAGCUUAAACGAUCGAAUAGUAUUGUAAGCACCGCGAGCAAUAUAUCUGGCACAAGUUUGGACGAAUUCGGCUCCAGAUGUAAUUUAGCCGUGUCAGCUUUAUCGAUAAAAAUAAUCGUGCAGCUGGAACUAAUCCAGACUAUCGAUAACAUAGUGUUCUACCCAGCCACAUCACGUAAAGAAGACCAAGAGAAUUUAGCUCUGGCUCAAGCUGAUAUAUCUCAAGAACCUCCAAUCCUCGAUCAACAACGAGAAGAGCAAGGCAUGUACAGGAAUCUGAAAACCCAGCAGCUUUUCAUGCUGACUGAAUGCCUCAUGAAAUCGCACCGUUUCGCUAAAUCGUUUCAUUCGAACCUCGACCAAAAUCCAUUGCUUGGUAAAUCAAGUAUGAAAAAUUCGUCUAAACCUAAUCUACUGCUGCAAGAAACGCAAAGUUUGGCUUGUACGUUGAGAAUAUUGUUUAAAAUGAGUAGCGACGAAUCGCGUAGCGAAGAUUGGCAGCUUAUUCAUCAAGAAUUGGUCACCGUUUGUAAAGAAGCUUUGACUUAUUUCUUGGAGUUGAAGUCGGAACUGCACAGGGAAGCUUGGACGUGUUUGCUGUUGCUGAUGAUUACUCGUAUUUAUAAAAUGCCCGCAAAUAAGUUCAAAUCACACGCAUCCAGUUUAUACCCUCAGCUUUGCGAAUUACUAUAUUUAGAACUAAAAGUCGAAUUGAGAUCUGUGCUACGAAGAUUCUUUCAACGCAUCGGAACAGUUUUCAGUAUUACAUAACACUAAAACAAGAACCGAUAGACGAGUAUCUCGUUUUAUUCAAAAUCAGCACUUUCGCUUCCUUGUAGUACAGUAUUCAGUAUUUUUUUUAAAUUAGUCGAUUCCAGUUUUUUUUAUUCUAUUAAUCGUGUGGUACAUUAAUAUGUGAUAUUAGAACGAAUGUUUGAAUAUUUGUUCUACGUACUGCUCGAUCGAUGUUGGGUUUUCUUUUCUAUUCUAAUCGAAUUAUUUUGGACAAAAGAGGAAAAUUAUUUUAAAAAUUUUAGUAUUAAUUUUCAUGGUUACCAUAGGUAUUGUUCGAAGAUGGUACAAUGUGUAUAUGGUAUGUGAUGCGCUUUUAAAUUAUUUAUUCGUGAUUUUUUUUUUUUUUUUGUACGAAAUUUCGAGUUAUACGUUAAUUUGUUUUUUUAAAUUAAUUUUUCGAUAAAUAAUUAUCGGCGUCGACGUUGUUGUUAUUGAAGCCUUGUAAGUUAUCUAGUCUGAAAAACACACACGCACGAAUGUAUUACAUGCAUCUUAAACCUAAAUUUCGGCUACUUUUUACGUUAGUUGUAUUAUUACGGUUUUACGACGAACGCUUGACCUAUAUUUAUGCUGAAAAUUUGCAUAUUUUUUUCGCAUUUCGUCGAGAGUUAUAAGAAUAAGAGUGUGCUUAAACCUACUUAAUGAACAUUCCGACAUACUUGACCGAUUACACGAACCAAAUUUUUUCCCGAGAACAAAACCCACUGACGAUGACGGUGCUUCUUUGUCUCUAAAAGUUGAAAAGAAUUAAUUAUAAAAUUCGUCAAAAAAAUAUAAAUAAAAGUUUAGAAAGAAAAACAUACAUAUGUUGGAACCGUCAUCUUGGUCGCUGCUGAGGGUUCUCGAAUUUGACACGAUUGGCUUUUUUUUUCUUUUGAUAUACUUAAAUCACGUUAUUGUUAUUUAUUACUGUUAUGAUUAUUGUUGUUGUUUUGUACGGAAAGAAAAGUAUACCUAUUGUACCUAAUGUUUUUUUUCUCUCCUUUUCUUUUUAUCACGUAUCCUUUAUUCGGCUGUUCUUUAUUCGUUCUACGUACGUAUGUUUAAUUUUUAGUAACUUAUGUUGCGCGUUUACCAGUCAUUGUUUAUUUUAUUUAAUUAUUCAUCGUGCAUGUUCGCAUUGUUAAAUUAGUUUAUUCGGGUUGUAAAAUAAAUAUUUUUGUAGUGAGCCGAUGAA
This is a messenger RNA of Planococcus citri (citrus mealybug), 6438 nucleotides long. It is a transcript of the gene Sec71, whose product is annotated as ADP ribosylation factor guanine nucleotide exchange factor Sec71. Bases 159 to 5237 code for a protein of 1692 amino acids. The record is from RefSeq and is a predicted model, not a curated record. Gene Ontology annotation, biological process: regulation of ARF protein signal transduction. Gene Ontology annotation, molecular function: guanyl-nucleotide exchange factor activity. NCBI's taxonomy places the organism in Eukaryota, Metazoa, Arthropoda, Insecta, Hemiptera, Pseudococcidae. The transcript is spliced from 30 exons.